GCGCUGGAGGAGGGGGCCGGCAGGGAGGGACUCCAGGCGGACGCGUCCAACUUUGAGACCGGCGGGGGGCGGCUCUGCUCUUCCAGCCCCUCCGUGUGUUAACAUGGCGGAAGACGCAGCAGCGAAAGAAAAAUAAUCUAGUCUAGGACAGGUAUCCAGGCGACGUGGAACCCAGUAAGGGAAGAAAGAAGCCUUGAAAAGUCUCUCCCCUCCCCUAUUUCGGUCCCUCACCUUAACCCGCGCGGAAUGGAAAAGGCGGAGGCGCUCGGCCAAGAUCUAAGCGGGCCGCCGGGGUGGGGCCAGGAGAAGAAAUCUCGCGAUAGGAGAGCGGUCCUGGCGGGGGUGGCACCUCUCCCUCCUCCUCCUGGCGUUAGUUCCGGUCGCAGAGGAGACACCGCCGCAGUUGCCGCUACAUCGGGGAUUUCUGGCUCUUUCCUCUUCGCCUUAAAUUCGGGUGUCUUUUAUGAAUAAUCAAAAGCAGCAAAAGCCAACGCUAUCAGGCCAGCGUUUUAAAACAAGAAAAAGAGAUGAAAAAGAGAGGUUUGAUCCUACUCAGUUUCAAGACUGUAUUAUUCAAGGCUUAACUGAAACCGGUACUGAUUUGGAAGCAGUAGCUAAGUUUCUUGAUGCUUCUGGAGCAAAACUUGAUUACCGUCGAUAUGCAGAAACACUCUUUGACAUUCUGGUGGCUGGUGGAAUGCUGGCCCCAGGUGGUACACUGGCAGAUGACAUGAUGCGCACAGAUGUCUGCGUGUUUGCAGCCCAAGAAGACCUAGAGACCAUGCAAGCAUUUGCUCAGGUUUUUAACAAGUUAAUCAGGCGCUACAAAUACCUGGAGAAAGGUUUUGAAGAUGAAGUAAAAAAGCUGCUGCUGUUUUUAAAGGGUUUUUCAGAGUCGGAGAGGAACAAGCUGGCUAUGUUGACUGGCGUUCUUCUGGCUAAUGGAACACUUAAUGCAUCCAUUCUUAAUAGCCUUUAUAAUGAGAAUUUGGUUAAAGAAGGGGUUUCAGCAGCUUUUGCUGUAAAGCUCUUUAAAUCAUGGAUAAAUGAAAAAGAUAUCAAUGCAGUAGCUGCAAGUCUUCGGAAAGUCAGCAUGGAUAACAGACUGAUGGAACUUUUUCCUGCCAAUAAGCAAAGCGUUGAACACUUCACAAAGUAUUUUACUGAGGCAGGCUUGAAAGAGCUUUCAGAAUAUGUUCGGAAUCAGCAAACCAUCGGAGCUCGUAAGGAGCUCCAGAAAGAACUUCAAGAACAGAUGUCCCGCGGCGAUCCAUUUAAGGAUAUAAUUUUAUAUGUCAAGGAGGAGAUGAAAAAAAACAACAUCCCAGAACCAGUUGUCAUCGGAAUAGUCUGGUCAAGUGUAAUGAGCACUGUGGAAUGGAACAAAAAAGAGGAGCUUGUAGCAGAGCAAGCCAUCAAGCACUUGAAGCAAUACAGCCCUCUACUUGCUGCCUUUACUACUCAAGGUCAGUCUGAGCUGACUCUGUUACUGAAGAUUCAGGAGUAUUGCUAUGACAACAUUCAUUUCAUGAAAGCCUUCCAGAAAAUAGUGGUGCUUUUUUAUAAAGCUGAAGUCCUGAGUGAAGAGCCCAUUUUGAAGUGGUAUAAAGAUGCACAUGUUGCGAAGGGGAAGAGUGUUUUCCUUGAGCAAAUGAAAAAGUUUGUGGAGUGGCUCAAAAAUGCUGAAGAAGAAUCUGAGUCUGAAGCUGAAGAAGGUGACUGAAUUUUGAAACUACACCCUCAGUAAAGCAAACAGGAGUUGUAGAUAAAAUGUCAUGUCUCAUGUGUCCUGGUUCUUACAUCUUCCUACCUCCCUGUAUCAAGCAUGAUAUAAGGGCUUUCAUGGCAAAUUUUAUUUUAACUGUUUCUAUGGUUGCUGGAAAUGUUGGGUUUAGUUCCUAAAACCAUGUUUUAAGUAGCUACAGGAGCUAUAGAUUUGAAUCUAAUGUUGCAUUAGUCUUUUCAGUUAUCUUCUACCUCCUGUAUUUUCUACUGUAAUGUAAUUUAAGGCCUUCCACAAUGAACAGUUCACUUUAUUCCCUGGGUUUUCUAUAAACAGUUUUCAAAAUAUGAUUUGGUUAAAAAAUAAUAAUUUGUUAUAACAAUUCUGUUUGCAAAUUAAACUGUAAAAGUAUCCAGAGUCUCAAAAGGCGAUGAUUUGUGUGAUAAUAUGGCAUGUCCGGAGCCCUACUCAUCAAUUUAAAAUCCAUAUAUUGAAUUCAUUUAACAUGAAUCUUGAAUAUGAGGA
Cebus imitator (Panamanian white-faced capuchin) is the source of this 2248-nucleotide messenger RNA. RefSeq names its product basic leucine zipper and W2 domains 1 (gene BZW1). Gene Ontology annotation, molecular function: protein binding. The transcript has 12 exons. Gene Ontology annotation, cellular component: membrane; cytoplasm. The record is from RefSeq and is a predicted model, not a curated record. Bases 464 to 1723 code for a protein of 419 amino acids. Lineage: Eukaryota; Metazoa; Chordata; Mammalia; Primates; Cebidae.